Messenger RNA from Carassius carassius (crucian carp), 481 nucleotides. RefSeq names its product ribonuclease kappa-A-like. The coding region runs from base 1 to 336 and encodes 111 amino acids. NCBI's taxonomy places the organism in Eukaryota, Metazoa, Chordata, Actinopteri, Cypriniformes, Cyprinidae. Gene Ontology annotation, molecular function: RNA endonuclease activity. The transcript has 3 exons. The record is from RefSeq and is a predicted model, not a curated record.
AUGGCUUCUUUGCUUUUCUGCGGUCUUAAACUGGCAGCAUGUGGACUGGUCCUGAGCAUUUGGGGUGUCAUUAUGCUGCUAAAUGAAAUAUUCUCUAUUGCAAUGCUGGAGAUUUUUUUCACCACACAUUCAGCCGCGCUCAUAGAGGAUGUACCUUUCACAGAGAAAGACUUCAAAAGCUCUGACUUCAGGGGGGAAGCACUGCAAAACAUCUAUACAUUGUACAACAAAGUUGGAUACAAUUGCUUCAUUGCAGCAGUACUCUAUGUUGGCAUAGGAUUCUUGUCAUUUUGUCAGGUUCGCCUGAACAAGCGUAAGGAAUAUCUGGUGCAUUAGUACCACCUAGUGAUUGCAGAAUAACUCUACCUCUAAAUUACCUGGUUGUGUUUGUAAUAAUGCUUGAAUGAAUGUAGAUAAUUAAGAAUGUAUUAAACUGGGAUUUUCUUUAUUGCCUUUCUAUCUUGAAGCCUAUCAUAAAAUA